Molecule: messenger RNA, 213 nt
Organism: Rotaria sordida
Lineage: Eukaryota; Metazoa; Rotifera; Eurotatoria; Philodinida; Philodinidae
Source: the annotation of a GenBank genome assembly
AUGGUUAAUAUUCAGCCACAUAUUCAGAAUUUGUUUCAUGGUUAUCGAAUUCCAACAAAUGGACAAGGUCAAUAUAAAUGUUCACAUUGUCGUGAAUUGGUAUUAUUUGGUACAAGUAGACUCAAUUGGAUGAUUCAUAUCAAAUCGAAACGUGCACCUGAAUUUGAUAAGUUAGUUGGAGAAUUACGUUUAGCAAAAAAAACUUAUCAAUGA